This is a messenger RNA of Cylicostephanus goldi, 215 nucleotides long. The record is from the annotation of a GenBank genome assembly. NCBI's taxonomy places the organism in Eukaryota, Metazoa, Nematoda, Chromadorea, Rhabditida, Strongylidae.
AUGACUGACAACGAAACCUUUCAAGUCAAAGUUGUCACCGACUUGAAGAACGAGUAUCCGGAGGUCUUUAGGAGCGAAGCUAGGAAAAUAUACGAGAGCAAAGCGAGGUUAGUCUUGAAGAGGAAUGCUGCCUGCUCCCGUCUUCAAAAAGGAAAGACCAGUACCAGACCUACACCACAGCACCAGAACGGGAGGCAAUGGAUUGGCUGGUAGAU